CUAAAACCUCCACCUACGCUCUGAUUGACUUCACUUCCUGUUUACUUCCUUCUAAACACUGUCCCGACCUCUUUUUCUCAGUUAGUCGCCGUUGGACGCCGGAGGUACACAAUGGAGAGACGCGCAUAAGCCUCUGACGCAAAGAUAAUGGCAAGCACCAUUGAGCAGGAAAACCCAAACACCAAGAUGGAUUACAAAUAUGACAAUGGAAUAGAACUGCUGUUGGCUCACAUGAACAUAGAGGACAUCAUCAACGCUGCAGAGACUCUGUAUCAGCUUGAGAAGGAGGAGGCAGAAGAGGAAGACUUGUCGUUCGAAGAGGAAGGUCUCUCCCAGGAGGAGAUGGAUGAGAACGAGGAGGCAGGGGACUUGGUGGGCUCAGGGACUGAGCAGGAGGACUACUCUGACACGGUUAAUGGUGUUCAGUACGGGACGGUGACAGACCUCCUGUCCUUUGUCAACCGGCUCUCUAACAUGCAGGCGGCAGCAGACCUGCAGCCCCAGACACACGAGAUAGGAGUCCUGCUGAAUAAAAAAGACAUGGCUGUAAAAAAUAACCGCUACCAGAUCAACAUGGACGUGCUCCUGUUUCCAUGGAAAUUGACCUACAAGAAUUAUGGCACUGGCCUCGUGCCCAAAGGCUCAUUUGGGAAAGUCCACUUGGCUCAGGACACGGCCACCAGGAAGAGAAUGGCUUGCAAAGUGAUCCCCAUGGAAAACUUUAAAGCAGGCGAAGUGGAGUUCCAGGCCCGGUUCCGACACGAGAACAUCGCUGAGCUCUACGGCGCUCUGUUCUUGGACCAGAGCGUCCACCUGUUCAUGGAGGCCGGAGAGGGCGGCUCGGUCCUGGAGAAGGUGGAAAGCUGUGGCCCCAUGAGGGAGUUCGAGAUCAUCUGGGUGACCAAGCAAGUGUUGCGGGGCCUGGAGUACCUGCACUCUCACAACGUCAUCCACCACGACAUCAAACCCAGCAACAUUGUCCUGAUGUCAGACAAAGCAGUGCUGGUGGACUUCGGCCUGGCGGUGCAGAUGACAGAGGAUAUUUACAUUCCUAGAGACCUGAGAGGGACAGAGAUGUAUAUGAGUCCAGAGCUGGUUCUGUGUCGAGGACAUAACACCAAGACAGACAUCUACAGCCUGGGCACCACCAUCAUUCACAUGCAGACUGGAAGCCCUCCCUGGGUCCGCAGAUACCCACGCACUGCCUACCCAUCCUACCUCUACAUUAUUCACAAGCAGGCACCCCCUCUGGAGGACAUAGCGGAGGACUGCAGCCUGGUCAUGCGCUGUUUCUUGGAGCGAGCCCUCGAGAAGAACCCUGCUCUGCGGAGCUCGGCGUCCGAGCUGCUUAAACACGAGGCCGUCAACCCACCGAGGGAGGAUCAGCCGCGCUGCUGGAGCCUUGACUCGGCGCUAGAGGAGGCCACACAAACCAUACUACGGCAACAGAGCCAGCACCCCGACACCACACAGGAAUCGUCUCUGUACUCCGAGGACUCUGGCCACACGAGAAGAAAAGGCUCCUUGUACAUUGACCUGGGGGCCUUGUCAGGUUACUGUAAACUUGUGGCAGGGCCCCCCACCUCAGAAUAUGGCUAACACAAGUACUCCACCUGUCACCACAAGUGACAAUGUACUUUUAGCACUUCUUUGACAGUCUGACUCACUCCACACUGUCAAGGACUGACAAAUAGUUCAGACAGGAGUGGAGCUGCAGGCGACGUGGCUCAUUGAUGAACUGAAAAUGUUUACGAGAGUCAGGAUGACUUGUAAUGAAUGGAACCAGCUCAGCCUGAAAUAGACAAGACUGCAGGACAGUGGUUGGAUGAGAUCCAUUGUGAAUAAAUGAGCAUUAGUUAUUGGUGUCAUUUCCUGGAUUUCCUUGUGGGAUGUCUGUACAUGUUUUAUUUCAGUGUGGUAGUUAACACAGGAAUAAAUGAAAUGUAUUGUGUUUUUUUCAUGAAACUAUGUCUGAUAGUCUUCGACAAUAAGUUAUUCUAUCACUCAAAUUGACUAAAUGUAAGCUAUUUGUUUAAUGAAUGUGUGCACUAUGCAAACAUGUAUCAUAUGUAGUUCUUUAUGGACUUCCUCUUGUUUAUUCCAGUGGAAUAUUAAUAGCAUCACCAUGCUUUGCAAAUUAAGCUUCUGUGGAAUGUGUGUGCUGUCUGAUUUGUGUUUUUGUGUUUCUGAAAGUUUGAAAAUCUAUCAUUAUAAAAUAAAAGAGCAAUAACAUGAAAAUCCCA
Molecule: messenger RNA, 2243 nt
Organism: Seriola aureovittata
Lineage: Eukaryota; Metazoa; Chordata; Actinopteri; Carangiformes; Carangidae
Gene: map3k8
Product: mitogen-activated protein kinase kinase kinase 8
Exons: 8
Coding region: 148-1599 (483 amino acids)
Biological process (GO): protein phosphorylation
Molecular function (GO): ATP binding; protein kinase activity
Source: RefSeq, a predicted model, not a curated record